Molecule: messenger RNA, 528 nt
Organism: Zychaea mexicana
Lineage: Eukaryota; Fungi; Mucoromycota; Mucoromycetes; Mucorales; Lichtheimiaceae
Exons: 2
Coding region: 106-528 (140 amino acids)
Source: RefSeq, a predicted model, not a curated record
ACCCCUCUCCUCCUUUGAAUUCUGACCGUUCGAUGAUCACACGGAUAUCUACUACUACUACUAUUACUACAUCAAUUAACCUACUCUUAUAAAAAAACAAUCAACAUGUGGAACAAACGAAACAACGCACCUAGCACCAUCUUCACCUCUACUCGCAACAUGUCGCCUCGACAGAUGGCCACCAAAGCCUUUUCGCUUGCAUGCAAAAAGCUGGAUCGAGACGAAAAACGCCGUCGGCCAAGCUACCACAUCCGUGAGCGUGUCCUUUUGUACAAUACCAUGAACAAGGCAGACUCUGUCCUCAACAAGCGUCAGACUCGCACAAAUCGCCGAGUCAUGGCUGCCGAAGACGACGAAGUAGGCUAUGAUGAUCCUCCACAGAGCAACCACCACCAUCAACACUAUCCUCCACACCAUCAUUCGCCAUUAGCCCACAGCAACAUGGAUGAUGAAGAGGAUGAGGAACAACAACAACAAGAGGUUGUUUUACAACCUACUCACUGCUUGCUAGGCUCACGCGAUAUGUAA